Messenger RNA from Colletotrichum orchidophilum, 840 nucleotides. RefSeq lists its product as uncharacterized. The record is from RefSeq and is a predicted model, not a curated record. The transcript has a single exon. Gene Ontology annotation, molecular function: catalytic activity. Bases 1 to 840 code for a protein of 279 amino acids. NCBI's taxonomy places the organism in Eukaryota, Fungi, Ascomycota, Sordariomycetes, Glomerellales, Glomerellaceae.
AUGAGUAACGAACUCGCCCGGGAACUGAAGCAGCUGCACGUCCCCGCGUCGCCCAUCAUCUUCACCAACGUCUGGGACCUGGCUUCCCUCAACGCAAUCCUGUCCCUAAACACCACCGACGCGAAGCCCGUAAAAGCCAUCGCAACCGCAUCGUGGGCAAUCGCCGCAACCUUGGGCGUGAAAGAUGAGGACCUCACGCUAGAGCAAAACAUGGCCGCAAUAGGUCAACUCGCGCCCGCCGCCAAAGCCGCAGGCUUACCGCUCUCCGUCGAUCUCCAAGACGGCUAUGGAGACCAAAUCGACGAGAUUGUGGCGGCGGCCGUCACGCUCGGUGCAAGCGGCGCCAACAUCGAAGAUAGCAUCCCGUCGGCCGGGUUCGAGAAGGGCAUCGACGGGUCCCUCUACGGCGUAGAAACGCAAGUCGCUCGUCUGAAGAGAGCGUUGGCGGCGGCCCGGGACGCGGGGUGUGCCGACUUUGUCCUCAAUGCCCGGUGCGAUGUAUUCCGCCUCGAGCCGUACUGCGCGAGCGACGAUGAGGGCGCGCUGGCGGAGGCCGUGAAGCGGGGCCGGGCGUAUUUGGAGGCCGGGGCCACGACUGUGUUUUUCUGGGGCGGUUCGGGACGGGGGCUAAGGGCUUCGGAGGUCCAGGUGCUUGUAGAUAAGCUCGGUGGGCGGAUUGCUGUUAAGCUCGGGGAUCGGCCAGAUUCGUUAUCGACCGGGGAGCUGGGCGAGAUCGGGGUGGCCAGGAUCAGUGUUGGGCCGAGCUUGUACCUGGUGGCGAUGAACGCAAUAAAGGAUUCAGCGAGGAGGAUUCUGGAUGGGGGUAAACUGGCGGCUUGA